Messenger RNA from Agrilus planipennis (emerald ash borer), 587 nucleotides. Its product is annotated as death-associated protein 1. Gene Ontology annotation, biological process: apoptotic signaling pathway; negative regulation of autophagy; cellular response to amino acid starvation. The record is from RefSeq and is a predicted model, not a curated record. The coding region runs from base 105 to 401 and encodes 98 amino acids. NCBI's taxonomy places the organism in Eukaryota, Metazoa, Arthropoda, Insecta, Coleoptera, Buprestidae. The transcript is spliced from 2 exons. Gene Ontology annotation, molecular function: death domain binding.
AGCCAUUUGAGAGUCAUCUGACAAAUUAUUUUGCGUUGUUUGUUCAUUGUUCCAUACGGAUGCAUUUAUUUGUUGCAUUUAUUGUAUUUUUAUAAUAAGUUAAAAUGUCGAGUUUGAAUAAUGAUAGUCAACUUAAGGCAGGCCACCCACCAGCAGUUAAAGCAGGAGGCAUGCGAAUUACCCAGCAUAAAGGUCACAGAGAACCCAGUGGCUUAGGAGAAGAUACUACCUCACUUAAAGUGUCUACUAGUCCACCAAAAACAACAACUAUCUCAGGUGCCAUUCCUAAAGGCAAUGCAGAUUUCCCUGCAGAAGCUGUACAGAGCAUUCAUAAGGAAAAACCACCAGCAAUUCAUACCAAUAAGCCUUCCGUUUGUGUUAUUCAGCAGCCAAGGAAAUAAUCAUUUAAAAUGCAGGUUGGAUUUUAUUAUAAUUUCCUUGUUAAAAGUUAUCUUUGAAUCAAUUUUAACGUAGUUACUAUACUUUAAGUUUUAAAAUAUUGGGAGAAAUUGGGUUGUGGGCUUAUAGUGUUUUAAAAAUCAAGUUUGAUAUUGAAUGCCUUUAUAUCAUUAAAUAUUUUAUUAAUA